UGAAAGCUUCAGCCUCAGCUGCACGUCGUCGCUCUCGGAGGAAGACAACGUUUGCUGCGGAGAAAUCUGCGGAAUGUGGUGCUUGAAAUAAAUGGUCGUCACUGAAUGUCAGGAUACAUGGAGACAACACAAGCCUGCGCCUGUGACAAACUUGUGCAAGGGAAACCCUUGGGAGGUCCCCGGAGAAGAUGGCCUUCUGGAGGAGAAAUACUUAUGUUGAGAAGGAACGCCGUGUGAAAGCCAAUGCACGGGACUACAAUGACAAGUUCUCUUAUGCUGACAAUCACAUCAAAACCUCAAAGUACAACAUCUUCACCUUCCUGCCCAUUAAUUUGUUUGAACAGUUCCAGAGGGUUGCGAAUGCUUACUUCUUAGUGCUGUUGAUACUGCAGUUAAUUCCAGAAAUAUCCUCUCUGUCCUGGUUCACAACCAUCGUGCCUUUGGUGAUGGUGCUGGUAAUCACCGCUGUGAAGGACGCCACAGAUGAUUACUUCCGUCAUAAGAGUGACCAGCAAGUCAACAACCGUCAGUCUCAGGUUCUCAUCAGGGGAAGUUUGCAGAAUGAGAAAUGGAUGAACGUUCGUGUGGGAGAUAUCAUCAAACUAGAGAAUAAUCAGUUUGUUGCUGCAGACAUUCUUCUUCUCUGCAGUAGUGAGCCCUGUGGACUGUGCUAUGUCGAGACUGCAGAGUUAGAUGGAGAGACAAACCUGAAAGUCCGUCAGGCUUUGAAAGUCACCUCAGAUUUGGGAGAUAUUACAAAACUGAUAGACUUUGACGGAGAAGUCAUCUGUGAGCCACCAAACAACAAGCUGGAUAAAUUUAUAGGAACGUUAUUCUGGAGAGACAAUAAAUACCCUCUGGAUAAUGAGAAAAUGUUGCUACGAGGUUGUGUGCUCAGAAACACUGAGUGGUGCUUUGGAAUGGUCAUCUUCGCUGGAUUACAAACGAAAUUGAUGCAGAACUGCGGAAGGACGAAAUUUAAAAGGACGAGUAUUGACAAACUGAUGAACACUCUGGUUUUGUGGAUCUUUGCCUUCCUCAUUUGUAUGGGAGUUAUUUUGGCCAUUGGAAACACUAUUUGGGAGAGUUUCGUUGGCAGAAACUUCCAGGUUUUUUUGCCUUGGGAUAAGUUUCAGAGCAGUGCUGUUUUCUCUGGCUUCCUCACCUUCUGGUCCUACAUCAUCAUCCUCAACACUGUUGUGCCCAUCUCACUGUAUGUCAGUGUGGAGGUUCUGCGGCUCGGCCACAGCUACUUCAUUAACUGGGACCAGAAGAUGUACUACAGUCAGACGGACACCGCAGCUGAAGCUCGUACAACCACCCUGAAUGAGGAGCUGGGCCAAGUGGAGUUCAUCUUCUCUGACAAGACCGGAACCCUCACCCAGAACAUCAUGGUCUUCAGCAAGUGCUCCAUCAACGGACAGACAUAUGGUGAUGUCUAUGAUGACUUUGACCAGAAGGUGGAAAUUACAGAGAAAACAGCCUGCGUGGACUUUUCCUUCAACCCUCUCUGUGACACAAAGUUUAAGUUUUAUGACGGCAGCCUGGUUGAAGCCAUUAAACUGGAGGAUUCUGCAGUGCAGGAGUUCUUCAGACUGCUGGCUUUAUGCCACACUGUCAUGCCAGAGGAGAAGAGUGAAGGAAAUUUGGUGUACCAGGCCCAGUCACCUGACGAGGGAGCCCUGGUCACCGCAGCGAGAAACUUUGGGUUUGUCUUCCGGGCCCGAACCCCAGAGACCAUCACGUUGUGUGAAAUGGGACGAGCCGUCACCUACCAGCUGCUGGCCAUACUGGACUUCAACAACGUGCGCAAGAGAAUGAGUGUCAUUGUGAGAAAUCCACAAGGCCAGAUUAAACUGUACUGCAAAGGAGCUGACACUAUUAUCUUUGACCGCCUAGACCCCUCCAGUCAAGAUCUCAUGUGCGCUACCUCAGAACAUCUCAGUGAAUUUGCUGGAGACGGACUUCGGACAUUAGCUCUGGCCUACAAAAAUCUCGACGAAGAUUAUUUUGAUGUUUGGAUGAAGAAGCUCCUGUUUGCCAGCACUGUAAUUGAGAACCGCGAGGAACAGCUGGCGGUCCUGUACGAGGAGAUCGAGCGGGACUUGAAGCUUCUAGGAGCCACAGCAAUCGAGGACAAACUUCAGGAAGGAGUCCCUGAAACAAUUGCCCUUCUAAAUCUAUCAGACAUCAAGAUCUGGGUCCUCACAGGAGACAAACUAGAGACAGCAAUGAACAUUGGCUACUCCUGCAACAUGCUGCGAGACGACAUGAAUGAGGUGUUCGUUAUCUCCGGCCACACACUGCUGGAGGUGCAACAGCAGCUCAGGAAUGCUAAAGAGCACAUCCUUGGUCUGAGUCGAGUUAGCAGUUCAGGAGAUGUUGAGAAGACAGACAUGUUUGCAGAUGACUCUGUGUUUGAAGAAGCCAUUAUUGCAGAAUAUGCCUUAGUCAUCAAUGGACACAGUCUGGCUCACGCUCUGGAGCCACAGCUGGAACAUGUGUUGUUGGAUUUGGCCUGCUUGUGUAAAACAGUCAUCUGCUGCCGGGUCACUCCGAUGCAGAAAGCUCAGGCGGUGGAGCUGGUGAAGAGGCACAAGAGGUCUGUCACCCUGGCCAUAGGAGAUGGAGCCAAUGAUGUCAGCAUGAUCAAGACCGCUCACAUCGGUGUUGGCAUCAGCGGUCAGGAGGGGAUGCAGGCUGUUCUGGCGUCAGACUACUCCUUCGCUCAGUUUCGUUACCUGCAGCGGCUCUUGCUGGUGCACGGGCGCUGGUCCUACUUCCGCAUGUGUAAUUUCCUGUGCUACUUCUUCUACAAGAACUUUGCCUUCACCCUGGUACACUUUUGGUAUGGUUUCUUCUGUGGUUUCUCAGCUCAGACUGUGUAUGACCAGUGGUUCAUUACCCUUUUCAAUAUAGUCUAUACGUCUUUGCCAGUCCUCGCAAUGGGACUUUUUGAUCAGGAUGUGAAUGACAGGAACAGCCUCCGUUACCCGAGUCUGUACAAACCGGGCCAACAAAACCUUCUCUUCAACAAACGACAGUUCUUCCUGUGCACACUUCAGGGGCUGGCCACAUCUUUCCUGCUCUUCUUUAUUCCUUAUGGAGCCUUCUCUGUCAUGGUGAGAGAGGAUGGCUCCCACUUUUCAGACCAACAAGCCUUUGCCGUCACCAUAGCAACAUCCUUGGUCAUUGUUGUCAGUGUUCAGAUUGGACUUGACACUCACUACUGGACAGCUGUCAAUUGCUUCUUCAUAUGGGGGAGCCUGUGUGUGUACUUUGCCAUUUUAUUUGCAAUGCAAAGUGAUGGCAUAUUUGGCAUCUUUUCAAGUAAUUUCCCAUUCAUUGGGACGGCUCGCAACUGUCUGUCAGAGAAGAGUGUGUGGUUGGUUAUUCUGCUCACCACGGUGGUGUGUGUCGUCCCUGGCUUAGCAUUCAGCUUUCUGAGAGUGGACCUCUUCCCGACUCUAACAGACAAGGUAUGUCAUCUGCAACAGUCCAGAAAGAAGCAAGGACCUCAGGAGCAGAGUCUGAGGCGAGUACGCAGGACGAGCUCCCGCCGCUCCGCCUAUGCCUUCUCCCACCAACAGGGCUAUGGAGAGCUGAUCACCUCAGGCAAAAACAUGAGGAUGAGCACAGUCUCUUCUGCUCACUCCCCUGGAAGAACAGCACAAAGCCCCACCUGGAUAGAAAACAUGUUAAAGAGAAAGAAUGAAGUUUCUUGCAUCUCUGACGAAAGCACCGGAGCACCAGAGGGCAGCACCAGAGAGACACAAACUCCAAAGCAGCAGCACACAGACUGAACUCCACCUCGGACUAAAAGGUACCAUAUACAGGAUACCAUACACAUGGAUCCCAAAGACCAAGCACAAAUUAUGAGUGUCCUUCAUUUGGGCGAGUUUAUGCUCAAAUUCCACAACACAGACGUACCUCAUUUUUUUAUUAGAGGGAAUCAUGUGAACUCUCUUGAAGCUGAAUGUUAAAGGCCAAUCAAAACAUGAUUAUCUGGAGGAACCAUUUCCAAAAAAAGCCAGCCUCUAUAAAACAGACAAUGGACAAUGUUUUAAUCUUGAUCAUGCAAAACAUUUGUUUAAUUUGUAAACUCUUGGCUUGACAACAGCAGGUAUAUUUUAUUAUGCAUGAGUUGCCAAAUUGAAAUAAAUCUUUAUGGUCCUGCGUCCAAACCAAUUUGAUCCUUUCAUGGUUGGUUCUUUUAUUCAAUAUUCUUUUCUGAUGAAUAAAGAAAGGUUGGGAAGUUUCAUUUGGAAAUUUGUCACAAACAACUGCGUUAUACAUAAAUGACAAAAGGUAAAGGUGGCUCCAUGCAUCUGUACAAAAAGUACCAGUAAAGGGUUUAUUAAUAGACUUCCAUCUGUAACGCCUAUGCACUGAAACUCUCUCAACCUACACCCAAAGUGCUAAAAUACAAGUGUUCCUGUAAAUACCUAAGUAAAGCUGCUAAAUAUGAUGAUAAACACAACUGAAUUAUUGAUUUGAAACUUUUAUUAUAUUUUACUGACUGUACAUUUUUGCCAGUAUAUAUCAAACUGAAACCUCGGAUAUAUGGGAUUUGUAAUGCUAAGUCAUUCUGAGAUCUGAUUUCUCUGUGCUGUGCCUUGUAUGGUUCCUGUUAAAGAUAAUAAACCUUUUUUUAUUUGAUAUUAAA
Messenger RNA from Thunnus maccoyii (southern bluefin tuna), 4666 nucleotides. RefSeq names its product ATPase phospholipid transporting 8B4 (gene atp8b4). NCBI's taxonomy places the organism in Eukaryota, Metazoa, Chordata, Actinopteri, Scombriformes, Scombridae. Gene Ontology annotation, biological process: phospholipid translocation; Golgi organization. The record is from RefSeq and is a predicted model, not a curated record. The coding region runs from base 189 to 3803 and encodes 1204 amino acids. Gene Ontology annotation, molecular function: ATP hydrolysis activity; ATP binding; magnesium ion binding. The transcript has 29 exons. Gene Ontology annotation, cellular component: plasma membrane.